Messenger RNA from Tachyglossus aculeatus (Australian echidna), 1672 nucleotides. It is a transcript of the gene CTSK, whose product is annotated as cathepsin K. The transcript is spliced from 8 exons. NCBI's taxonomy places the organism in Eukaryota, Metazoa, Chordata, Mammalia, Monotremata, Tachyglossidae. Gene Ontology annotation, biological process: immune response. Gene Ontology annotation, molecular function: cysteine-type endopeptidase activity. The record is from RefSeq and is a predicted model, not a curated record. Bases 36 to 1034 code for a protein of 332 amino acids. Gene Ontology annotation, cellular component: lysosome.
GACAGGACGGACAGACAGACACAGGCCAACUCGAGAUGUGGGGGUUCGGAGCCUUGGUGCUACUGCUGCCCAGCAUCACCGUGGCGACGGCGUCAGCAUCGGCGUCUCUGGACGAGCAGUGGGAGCUGUGGAAGAAAAGUCACCAGAAACAGUACAACAGCAAGGAGGAUGAGACAUCGCGGAGGUUGGUGUGGGAGAAGAACCUGCAGUACAUUUCCGCCCACAACCUGGAGUUCUCCCUGGGCAUCCACACCUUCGAGCUGGCCAUGAACCACCUGGGCGAUAUGACCAGCGAGGAAGUGGUCAGGACCAUGACGGGGCUAAAGGUGCCGCCGGCUCGCACCCAGAGCAAUGACACCCUGUACACUCCCGACUGGGCCGAGAGGGCCCCCGACGCCGUCGACUACCGGAAGAAGGGUUACGUUACCCCUGUCAAGAACCAGGGCCAGUGCGGGUCAUGCUGGGCAUUCAGCUCUGUGGGGGCACUGGAGGGGCAGCUGAAGAAGAAGAUGGGGCGCUUGCUGGACCUCAGCCCGCAGAACUUGGUAGACUGCGUGGCCAACAACGAUGGCUGUGGCGGCGGCUACAUGACCAACGCCUUCCAGUACGUCCAUGACAACCGGGGCAUCGACUCGGAGGAUGCCUACCCCUACAUCGGACAGGACGAGCCCUGCAGGUACAGCCCGACCGGCAAGGCUGCCAAGUGCCGGGGCUACCGGGAGAUCCCCGUGGGCGACGAGAAGGCCCUCAAGAGGGCAGUGGCCCGGGUGGGGCCCGUGGCGGUGGCCAUCGACGCCAGCCUCAGCUCCUUCCAGUUCUACAGCAAAGGUGUCUAUUUCGAUGAAAAUUGCAAUGGGGCCAACCUUAACCAUGCCCUCCUGGCUGUUGGCUACGGGGCCCAGAAGGGAGCCAAGCACUGGAUCAUCAAGAACAGCUGGGGCGAGGAGUGGGGAAACAAGGGUUAUGUCCUCAUGGCCCGGAACAAGAACAACGCCUGCGGCAUCGCCAGCCUGGCCAGCUUCCCCAAGAUGUGACCAUGUGACUGUGCCGACGGGGCCCGCCCCUGGGAUCCCCGCUUGUUCCCACCCCUGGUGACCCCUCCCACUGUCCCCCCUCCCCGCUCCUCAGGCGGGAGGCUGUCGGGGGUGCAGACAGCUAGGCCCCUGAACCCCAGGGUCUUCUGCCCCUCCAUUCCAGGGCUGCUGUCUCCCCUACCCCCACCUCAGGUUCAGAGCCAGAUGUGGGAUGGGGAAAAGGGCAGAAGGGAGGACCGUGUUCUUUCUCUGAGAGUGUAAGUGCAUGCACAUUUUACACACACACACACACACAUACACAAACAAACAAAAACAAAACAAACAAAAAAAAACCUACCUCCCCUUCCCAACUUGAAAUUGCUUCUAAGGGGGAAGAAAGCCCCUCCCCAUGGACUCUUGGUGCUCUGAGUGAGGUACCCUUGCCGGGCCCCAGCCCCGGCCUGUUUCUUCUCAGUUCCUUCCCUGCCUGGCCGCCUCCUCCUGUCCCUCCCCCACAUUCCCAGUCCUCCUGCCAGCUGGGAAAGGUGGGGCUGGCAUGGCAUCUCCUUGUCCGCUGGGCUCUCCUCCCUCCUGGUCCCCUCAUGUCUGGUGGCUCUGAAACUUUAUUUUACAAUAAACACUUUUGGUAACUGCUCUCA